AUGGACGACAAACCCGAUUUGAGAAAUCAGUUUCUCAAGCUUGCCCAAGGGAGGUUAAUACCCCUUGACAAUGAUCCCUUCUGGUGUGAGUUUUGGACUUCUCCGUCGGAUGCCUCUGAUAUCUACAAUCUACGGGAUUUGCAGAACAUUAGAGACCAAAACCUCCCCAAUUUUCUAACUCUUGUCCGUCGCUGCUGUGAGAAUAUCAUUCUGGAGGCACGAUCUGGCGUUUCUCAUAGGAAGGAGCUUCUCAAUAGCGUUCGCCUUCUAACGAAGCUACUACCUUUAGUCUAUGAACUUCCAUCUUACGUCAGUCGAAUAGAGGAGAACUUAUUCUGGAGAUCUCAGUACGACUUUGCAUUUCUCACACCUCGCAGAAGAAAAAAGCCUCUUCUAUUGAACCACGGUGUAGCUUCAGAUUCCUCCGGUUCUCUGCCAAAAUCGAUUCAGUUCGGUACCCUACUUAUUCUAUCUCUUGUAGAAUUACUUUUCACCGAUAAAUUGACCGUUGACGGGCCCAAUUGGCGUACUCUGGGCGAAUAUAUUCUCUGGCAAGCUGGCUUGGGUGGGAACAGUAAUGCUACCAAACUCAAUUAUAGAUAUGUCAGUAACCGCAGCGAGAUCCUUCGCCUUCUAUUGACGUUGUGCUCUUCGCCAAUGUAUGAAAAAGUGACUCAGGUAGUUUCGAGCGGGUCUCGAUUCUUGAAUGUGUUGCUGAGCGAUCUUCCAAAACCAGCGUGCUUGAGUUUGGUGUUCAGUUGUUUUAACUUCAUGGCUAGAAACUCCAAGCCACUCGCCAGCGGCGCUGAUGGUGACAAAGAAGUGCUCUCUGAGGCUCAGAUGACAUGCCUGAUGAUGGCUGGACAAUUGGUAGCCCUCAUGAUCUCAUACCCGGUCCCUUCGGAAACUGUCUCUGGUCGCUCGCAACGUGGCAUGAACAAAACCAAGCUAUUUUUUUCAAAACUCAAUACGCAACUGGAACUAAUGUUUCUUGUUUCCAAUCUCGUUGAUAUCAUGAGAACCCCUCUUGAGCCACACAAUUCUGAAAGCGGCGCAGUAUCCUAUUCUGAAUCGCCCUCUCCAGCUAUUCUUUCAAGCAUCGUCCUUCUAUGGGAGCUUUACCAAUGUAAUUCUUUUGUCCGUGGACUUCUAGCGAAACGUUAUCUCCAAAAGGCGAUCACUGCUUUGCUUUUUCAUGUGUACUCUUUCCAUGAUGUGGCACAACAUGCUCAUUCCUGUAAAGUUGCAACCUAUUUCCUAUUAGCAAUUAGUACCGACAAACCUCUCGUUGAAUUAUCUAUUUUCCAGAUGACUGAGGGCCUUCUCAAUCUGUUUCCCCCUGAGUUUCAAACACGAUCCCCGAUGUCUUUGCGAGAUUUUUUCAUUGUUUACUCUUGUCAAUUACUCAACGCUAUCACUCCUCAAUCUGGAGGUAAAAUAUCUCGCAUCCUGGAGAGUUUUAGGGAAUUCUUAUGGUUUAGUUUCACUGAGAUGUUGUACAAUAUUGUACCAGUUCUCAAUAGUGACAUCAAGGCAUCUUCAGAUGUGUCUUUAAGAUUGUCUAACAUCAAUCAUGAGGGAGGUAUCUGUUAUCAGGCUUGUCAAAGCCUCAAUAGCCUUGUAUCGCUCUUCUCUAAUAGGGAAUUUUUGAGGAGGUCCUCGAAGAAUGCAGAACUCCUUUCUCUUCUAAUUAGAGCAAUAACUGUUGCAUGCUGCAAGAACCCUCAGGCAUCAAGCUGUUUGCUCAUGGGGAUUCUUGAGAAUGAAAGCAUGUAUCAAUCUAUCUCAUCGGUUUUAAAGUUUUUUGAUGAUGAACAUCUUCGCAAUGAGAUUAGAGUUUUAGAAAGGCUUCAAGAAGAGGAAGAAUCUUCUGUCUCAAUGGACUCAGAUGUGGAACUUAUGGUUUCUGAUUCUGAACUUGAUACUGAUCAAGGUUCAAUAAUCUCUCCUGUCGAUUCAGCCGAAUCCCCGAUCGUAGGGUCUAGAAAUAACUCUGUCAUUAGCACAAACACCAUUCCAAACACUCAGCUGGCCGAAGAUGCUCUUUUAGAACUGGCCUUGCGCCCAAACUUUCCUUGUGGAAUGUCCCUGAAGGCGCAAGAGAAAUUACCUGUCGAUGCCACCCUUCGAAUGUCAUGGGGAGGAAAUGACGCGCUCCAGGUCAUUUGUGCCAUCAUUAUCCCUGGGUUAAAACAAAAGCUUGAUAGUUGCUGGUCCAACAGAGCUGAACUCAGGUUUGACAAAUACUACAUUUCAAAGCAGAUAGAGCUCUGCAAAUUUGACGAAGUACUCAAAGAGCACGAGCAUAUGAUUCCAUAUGAUGCUUUGCCGUUUACCCGUUCCGAUUGCUUGAAAAUUUCUUGGAACGACUUAUCGCUUGGCUGGUACACAUCUAUGUUGUAUUGGGAUAUCUACAACGCCUACGACCUAAUGAGAAUCAGUAUCAAGCAAGGAAUCUCAAUCAUGGGAAGCCUUUCAUCUUCUAUUUCAAUAUUAGGAAGAUUAGCUAGCUCGUGGGUCGGAAAUACGGGUCAGCCCAACAAUAAUCCUGAUGCUUUACUCCAAGAAUAUGUGAAACAAGGGCUUCUCCAAUCGAAUCCUUGGGCCAACACUCUGUUGAAACUCUACCAAAACCAUGCUGAGACUGGAAGCUUUGCUCCGUUCGGUAUCAAAUUUGGGGACAACUUCACGAACUCUUUAGUACGUAAAGUCUCGGGAUUACGCACGGGGAGCAGAACCAGUGUUGCAACAACAGGGCUAGAAGAAAUUUCUGAAAGGCCAAAAGCACUCAAGCGUGCAUCUGUCAGUUCCAUCCAUUCGCUCAAUUCGCUCAAUCGAGCCAGAUCGUACACCCCCCGGAAUUCUUUUAGCACAUGA
Australozyma saopauloensis is the source of this 2877-nucleotide messenger RNA. RefSeq lists its product as uncharacterized. NCBI's taxonomy places the organism in Eukaryota, Fungi, Ascomycota, Pichiomycetes, Serinales, Metschnikowiaceae. The record is from RefSeq and is a predicted model, not a curated record. Gene Ontology annotation, cellular component: Golgi trans cisterna; membrane; Golgi medial cisterna. The transcript has a single exon. Bases 1 to 2877 code for a protein of 958 amino acids.